This is a messenger RNA of Hyposmocoma kahamanoa, 618 nucleotides long. RefSeq lists its product as uncharacterized. NCBI's taxonomy places the organism in Eukaryota, Metazoa, Arthropoda, Insecta, Lepidoptera, Cosmopterigidae. Bases 1 to 618 code for a protein of 205 amino acids. The transcript is spliced from 4 exons. The record is from RefSeq and is a predicted model, not a curated record.
AUGGAUAACUCUCUCGGUUCCACUAUUAAGAAAAUCAAACUGCAAGAACAAAAUAAGGAGGCUGAGCUAAAAGCGAAACGUGAAUUCGAAGCGAAGAAAGCAGCAGUGGAGCGAUCGAUACGUGAGGCUAUUUCACAAGCUACAAAGCUGCAAGAAGAACAAUGCGAACUCUUAAAGAAGACCGAUGAACUCCGAGCCCAAGUUACAAUACAAAAGAUUCGCAGAGACGCUCUCGCUGGGCAAUUGGUAGCUUCCAAAAAGGAAUUAAAUGAAUUAGAAGGAAAAUACGAUCAAGCCAGGAUUCAAAUUCAAGAACAACGCAGCUUCUAUUGUACAGCAGUUCAAAAAGUAUCAAAUCAAUGCGAUGUUUGGUCUCUUCUCAUGAAACCUACAGCAACUGAGCCAGUAUCUCGACCAGUGAAAAAGGUUUCUGAAAAUAACGGACAGGAGGUAUUAAAUGAACAGGGUUUAAUGGCAGCAAAGGAAAAGCGGGAAAAGGCGAUUGCUGAGCGGGAGCGCCUGUUAGCUGAACCUGAAGUUGGUCAUGAGUUUGUGAGAAUAAGAAAUGCUCUACGCUAUUCUUUGGAAAUGACUUCAAAUCUACGAAAGCAAAACUAG